This is a messenger RNA of Trichomonas vaginalis G3, 641 nucleotides long. RefSeq names its product KilA, N-terminal/APSES-type HTH, DNA-binding family. The record is from RefSeq and is a predicted model, not a curated record. Lineage: Eukaryota; Parabasalia; Trichomonadida; Trichomonadidae. The transcript has a single exon. The annotation marks the transcript as partial.
AUGUCAACAUCAGAGAACACAACAACAGUUAUAGUCCAUGAAGCUAUAAAUGAAGAAUACGAGUACAUACAGUAUAACAAACAACUUCGCCUCAUUAGUUCGGUCAAAGAUGACAUGUACCAAAUGCAAAGUAUAAUGAAUGCUCUUCGUUCUACAAAGCAAGCAUAUCAUUGGUUUGAAAACCAACAGACAAAAGAACUUUUAGAAGAAUUUCCUCAUAUGAUUGCUUCCCUCGGAAAACCGAGAGAAGAGAUUCCGUACGAAAAUCGCAAGAAUUUGGCUCCUGGUUUGAAAGGAUAUUAUGUUCAUAGACUUUUAGUAAAUGCUGUAGCAAUGUGGGCUUCACCUCGUUAUGCUUGUUAUAUUUUCAUGAUGUUAGAUGAACUAUAUAAAGCAGAACGUGGAGAGAUGGAAAAGAAACUUCAAGCAAAAGAUGAAGUCAUUGAAUCCAAAGACAAAAGCAUACAGAAAAGAAUACCACGUUCAGUACCAAAAGGAAAGGAAAAAAGCUAUAAGUAUAUGAUUUACGCUGAAGAGAUGGAGAAAGAAGAAGAUAAAGAUAUGGUUAUGUUGCAUUUAGUCAGAAGAAACAACAAGAGCUUUUAUGACUUAGCUAAAAUAUAUAAAUCUGACAGAAACUG